Messenger RNA from Amoebophrya sp. A25, 3534 nucleotides. NCBI's taxonomy places the organism in Eukaryota, Dinophyceae, Syndiniales, Amoebophryaceae. The record is from the annotation of a GenBank genome assembly.
GCUGGGAUGCAGCAGCACGUAGACACGGUGGCACUCGAGAACCUCGUGGAAAUGAAUGCAAAUCCUAAGGUGCGACCCAUCGCGGCUCCUCGCGACCACUUUUGGUCGAAUGCCUUGCUGAAGGCCAUAGAAAUGGUGGGCGAGCCUGCGGCCUCGAACCUGACGGACGAAAAGCUCGAGAUGUUGCAAGGAGUCGCGGAACUGAUAGAAAAACGAAAUCGCUUAGAGCAAGGCCGUUCUCCGGUCUCCGAUGGAGUAAGCCUAGGGGCGAAUGGUGCAACGACAAGCAAUGCGGACAGUAGCAUUUUGCCACCAAGCAGUGCGGAGACGAGCGCGCUCAUCAGCACACUGAUGCAAGGAGGCGGGGCGUUGAGCACGCUGGGCUCGGCUGCGUCCGUGCUGACUGCGGCGGGUCUGCAGUUGCCUCGGGGAACCGUAGUCGCGGCCGGAGGCGCUGGAGGAGUACCCGGGAACAACGGGCUCGGAAGUCCGGGUCGCAUGUCAGCGCUUGCUGACAUGAUCCGCGCCAACGGGCAUGUGGGCGCAGCGGCGGCUUUAGACCACGAGAUCCGCAUGAUUGACCACGAGAUCCGCAUGGCCAGUGGCCGCGAUCCGCAGGAUCUUAUGCAUGAAGACCAUUUUAGCACCCCAGUUCAGGCGGGACGCAACGGCGACGCAGGUGAACCAGGAUCCCCGACGCGCACACGACCACGCACCAAUCGCAGGGCGUCGAUCCCAAACGCGGAGACCCUGGCGCUUCUAGCGCAACUGGAACAGGCGGGAAGGGGUGGUGCGUCAUCGAUUCCCACUCCAGACGCGAGCCUUGGAAUAGGACAUUACCCAGCGCAGGACGGAGCAGCAUUCUCAUCGCCGCCGCAGCAAUUGCCUUAUCGGAGGGUUAUGCCGUCAGGGCCAGAAAUGGUGGAGCAGAAUUUGCAGACUACCGAUAUCAGGAGCACACUAGGUUCGUACAUGGGUUCUAUGCGGAGCAACGGCCAACAAGGGCCAGUGUCGCCGUCAUUCCUCGCGCAGCCUGGGUCCGAGGCUUUUCACUCGGUUGUCGAUAGCAGCGACGGUGAGCAGGAGCGGUACACGGUCCAGCAUGGACAACUCUGUAUGGCGCAAUCCGGUCCGUCAACAGCGGUGCCACCAUUCGGAAGCACAAAUGCAGCACCGGAGAUAACGAGGCGCACUGCCAGCAUUCCUGAACUAGAUGAAGAUCAGCCUCCACGACGCCAACGCCGUGUCAUCCCAGCGAUCGCGACGCCUCACCCGCAGCUUCGUGGUAUGAGCACCGCGCCGUUUCUCGACGGUUUUGCAUCUGCAGAAAAUCUGGAUCCGGCUGCUGUGGCUGCCGCGUCGCGCAUUUUCAAUUCGGUACCUCGAACGAAUCCAUUGCUGGCUGCGCAGCAGGCACGCGUUCACCAAGGUCUCAUGUACGCAGCGGCUCAGGCGAGUCAAGGUCAACAAGAGCUUGGUGGACAGGGUCUGCUGUAUCCACCGGGGGGUAGAGGUGUUGGCUUGCCAGGCACGAACGAGGUUGAUGCAAUGGAACUGUCAGAAUCAACGUACCAGGCGCAACCUGAGCAGCGCAACAUGGGAAGCGUUGCGUCCUCCUCUGCAACGCAGCGUGCGGCGAAUCUCUCUUACACUCCCCUUAAUCUAGCGAGCGACGGUAGCUAUGCGCAAUGGAGCGACAACAACAUCCACCCCUCCGUUUUGGGUAUAUCAUCUGGCCGUAGUGCUGGUUCACGGCAGGGUCCCCCUUCCACGUCUAGUUCGCAGCGCAACAACCAGCAGCGUAACCCAAUAGAAGUACGACAAGCGGCGAAUAGUAUGUCGGGCCAUUCUCACGUGCGUGUUGAUCGCGCCUGGUCAGCAGAACUGCCACAAAACAAUACCUUGGAGAGCGAUACCUUGGGCGUCCCUCCGCUGCUGUCUGGUGAAUUUCUUUCCCAGUACCGUGGGUAUUCUGCACCGGUCCAAAGCGGAGGGGGCGCGGGAUAUUACGCAGAUUCGCCUGACGCAGGAUCCAGCGAUGGCUAUUCCGUGGCCGCACGUGGCGUCGCUGGGUCAGACGAUGCUUGGCUCAUGAGUCAGGUCGCGGGAAUGUCCACUACGCAGGCCGAAGCCGAGGAGCGAAUGUUGCGACUUAGCCAGCGUCAAGUGAUUUUCGAAUCACGAGGACAUGACCUUGACGUUGGCCAGCAGCAAGAGCUGGGCUAUCCUCCAGGAGCACUCGGUAGACAAGAUAUGACGGGCGGCGCUCGACCUUCCAUGGGAGGCGCUGGCGGUGGGGAGUUUGCCCGCAACUAUCCCUCGCUCGCAGCACUGGCCGAGCAGCGGGAUCGCGAAAUUCGAGAGGCAGCGAGCAGACGUUUCGAUGCGCCGCCUACGCCACGACGCGUCUUAAAUCAGAAUGUGGCGCCGAAUGCCACGUACGCCGUCGGCGGUCAGAGGGCAAGCGCAAAUGGAAGUCGCGGCUCAAUCGCGGGCGCUCGGUAUCUCGAUCUGCAGCGACGCUCCGCAGCUGCGCGCGACGCCUCAUCGAUCUUCGGCGAUAACUACGACUAUGCGCGAACCGCGCGAGAUCGGCAGGUGGCAAGCAGUGCGCGAGCCAGUUAUCUCGCACAGCAGCAGACCCAAGCACCACGGAGCCGUUUCGGCGUUGGUCCGCGAGAGCGCGCGAGCCACCUGCGAAGACAAGAAACUGGCCGGGUGUUUGCCUCCUCCAGAUUUGAUCCUGAAGACGAUAUCGCCUUCGCGAGAUCUCGCAACAGUACCGCAGCUAUGUAUGGCGCUCUGCGUCGGGAUGGCCGAGGCAGUAGAGCAACUAGCAAUGAGGAUUUCGCUCCGGCUACACGACGCACGCGGAUGUCGGCAUUCGGUCCUAUGGAAGCAGCAAUACGGGCUCGUAUGGACCGUGAUAUGCUAGAGCUAGAGGGUGGGGGCGGCGGAGGUGCCCGAAACUCUACAGGGAGAAGAGACGAUGGGAGAUGAGCUCUUUUCUUCCACACAACGUCUUAGAUAAAGACGAAGUUGAUUACACCCACUUACAGUCCCAUCCUCAUGAAUCACCAGAAUUCAGUGCCUUAGGAGAUCUAAAAACAAAAACAAAGUCAAGUUUUGGAACUUUUCUGAAAAGCUUCCAGGGGAUAUUUGUCAGUCUAGUGUCGCUUCUGUAGGCUGGUAUUUUGUUAAAAUUUUAUAUUGAACCUCAAGUACUAAACAACAUCUAAUGAUCGUCAGUUCUUCCCCUCCAUCAUUAUGAGAUAGAGCAGGUUUUGCUAUCGUUAUCGGCUACCUAAUUUCUUCGGUCUCGAAAUAUUUUCUUUUUGCGCAGGCUGUUGGCCUAAUGGUCUUAUGUGAUUUCUUUUACGGAUCAGGAAUAAUUAUCCUAAGGACAGCAUAUGGUACAGGAAACAGAUUCUUCUCGUAUUUUUCCAGAAGCUAAACUGCGGCGGGUUUUAACAACUAGGGCACGCUUUUUCCAGUGAAAUAAUUUUAAUUGUUCAAAAGAGACGGAAGCAGCAC